Messenger RNA from Phanerochaete carnosa HHB-10118-sp, 786 nucleotides. RefSeq lists its product as uncharacterized. The coding region runs from base 1 to 651 and encodes 216 amino acids. The transcript has 5 exons. NCBI's taxonomy places the organism in Eukaryota, Fungi, Basidiomycota, Agaricomycetes, Polyporales, Phanerochaetaceae. The record is from RefSeq and is a predicted model, not a curated record.
AUGUCCCACGGAAAGCAGUUCACAUUGUACACCUCCAAGAGAGGUCUCAACGGAUGGAAGGUGGUGUUGGUGUUGGAAGAGCUCGGCCUGACAUAUGAGUCCAUCUAUCUCGACCUCGACAAAGGCGAGCACAAGGCCCCCGAACACACGAAACACAACCCGAACGGGCGUAUCCCGACCAUCAUCGACCACAAGAACAACGACUACACCUUGUGGGAGUCGGAUGCGAUCCUGCUGUAUCUCGCCGAGCUCUACGAUCCCGAGCAUAAGAUCUCCGUCGUCGACGCGAACGAGAAGUUUCAGCAGCUCCAGUGGCUGUUCUUCCAGGCGUCGGGCCAGGGCCCGUACUUUGGCCAGGCGGCGCAUUUCAUGCGCUACCACAGCGAGCAGCUCCCAAGUGCGCAGGAGCGCUACAACAACGAGGUCAAGCGCGUGUUCGGCGUGCUCGAGAGCGUGCUGUCGAAGCGGGAGUGGCUGGUCGGUGGGAAGGUGACGAUUGCAGACUUGUCCUUUAUCCCCUGGAUCACCAGGACCCAUACCACCUUCUUGGCGACCGAGUUCCCUGCCACCGCGGCAUGGAACAGCAAGAUUCGCGAGCGGGCUUCUGCGAAGAAGGUCCAGGAGACGCUUGCGGCUGUGAGCGCGGCAUAAAUACUGAUAUUGAACUUGUUGUAUCAUUAAACUAAGAGCAAGACUCUGAGAGACAAAGAGUUAGCUACAAUCGGAAAGAUGCUCGUUGAUUGAGAACUCACUUUAGCGACAGCACAGCUCGAGACUGGGGACAUC